CCAACCCGAACCGGACCUUUCCUCAACCCAAUAGCUGCUCUCGGAACCCCCAAAUCUUCAUUAUUUUCAAUUUUCCAAAAACCCCUGAAAUUUGAAAACUUCGAAAAUCCCCAAUUCAUUCAUCAAAAGCCCUAAUUGAAGUAUGUCACAGAAGAAAGAAUCAGAGGGUAUCGCUUUGCUGUCGAUCUACGGCGAUGACGAAGAUGACGAAAUGGAAGAUAUGGAAGAACGCCAAGAAGAAGAAGAAGAAGAAGCAAGGCAAGAAGAAUACAAACCUGAAUCCGAAAACAUGGACUCCGAGCUCCUCCAAGAUGACAACAAUAACAGAAUUGUUGGUUCUGAUUCGGGUCGGAGUUCGACUCCAUCACCACUGAUUCAACAACUUCAGCAGCAACAGCAAUAUGUUGAAACUUUGACGGUUUCGAGCUUAGGGGUAAUUGGGUCUACCAUUACGACGCCGUUUAUGUCAGUCGCUUCUCCAAAUAAUCCUCAGCCGAUGGAUUUGAAUGUGAAUGUGAGUAGACGAGGAAGGCUUACAAUUGUUGACUAUGGUCAUGAUGAAGUUAAUAUGUCUCCCGAACCUGAGGAAGGAGAAAUAAUGGCCAGUGGGAGAGUCAUGUAUGGAGAGGAACUUCAAACUGUUAGUGUUGAAUCUAUAGAAAAAGCUUCACCAGCUCUUCAGGUUAGGACACCGAGCACUCAAACCCCUCCUCAGUCAGCUGAACCAUCUGAUCAGAUCGAUGAUGCUAUGGACUUUCCUGUUAAUGAAGGACAUGGAGUGGCUGAAGAAUCUGAUAUGGUUCCCGCAGAAGAACAAAAAGAUGUAGAUUUUUUGGAGAAAUUUCUUCCUCCUCCACCAAAGGAAAAGUGCUCAGAUGAAUUGCAAGAAAAGAUCAUUAAAUUCCUUGCUUUAAAGAAGACUACUGGCAGAAGCUUUAAUGCAGAAGUGCGCAACAGAAAGGAGUACCGGAAUCCAGACUUCUUGCUGCAUGCAGUGACUUAUCAAGAUAUUGACCAGAUAGGAUCUUGCUUCAGUAAAGACGUAUUUGAUCCGCGUGGAUAUGACAAAAGUGACUUCUAUGAUGAAAUAGAAGUUGACAUGAAGCGUGAAAUGGAGAGAAGGGAGCAAGAGAGGAAGAGGAGUCCAAAAGUUGACUUCAUAUCUGGAGGAACACAACCUGCAGCUAUGGUUCCUCCACCAAAAAUCAAUUUGCCAAUUCCAGAUGUUGUAACUCGGGAUGGUAGACAGAACAAAAAGUCGAAGUGGGACAAGGUGGAUGUUGAUCGGAGAGAUCCUGUUUCUACUGUCGGUGCACAUGCAGCACUUUUAUCAGCUGCUAAUGCUGGUACUGGCUACACUGCUUAUGCGCAACAAAGACGCAAAGAGGCAGAAGAGAAGCGACCUAGUGACAAGAAGUUAGAUAGAAGAUCUUGACAAUCUAAUUAGAUUCACUGACUGUGAAAUAUUACAGCUGCAGCACCCAAGUAUAGACAUGAAAGUAAUGCCUCUAAAGAGAUUAUGGACUCGGGAUUAUGAUCAUCUUUGCUGUGUAUAGACGAGCUUUAGAGCUUUCUAUAUUUGUCGUGCCAACACAAUCCAGUCCUGCAAAAUUUUGGCACAGACAAAACAGUUAUCUUCCUUGGAGCAAUGGUGCCUCAUUUAGAGAGGCAAUUUACUGGCAACAUGGGAAGAUUCCUAUAUAUUGUAAAUUGACCUUGAUACCCAGUUUUUAUGCUUGGUGAAAUCAAUCAUGGGUUUUGAAGUCAGGAAUGUACUUAGACAGUCGGAAAUUGAAGGUCGUGUGAAAGUUUGUCAAUAUAACAAUUGGAGAGAGUAAAUUGUAUUAGAUUCUUUUUGCCCUUUGUGCCAUUGAUGCAAAGUACACCUUUGGAUAUUAUAGAAAAUUUUCAACUCGAACAAAUUAUUCUGAGGAAGACCCCGAGCUAUUUGGGUGAAACUUCUUUCUUUUUGCU
Messenger RNA from Nicotiana tabacum (common tobacco), 1974 nucleotides. The record is from RefSeq and is a predicted model, not a curated record. Lineage: Eukaryota; Viridiplantae; Streptophyta; Magnoliopsida; Solanales; Solanaceae.